UACAACUACAACUACCGUAUACAUUCGCUAAGAUAUAUUGUUGGAGAUAUAGUGAGGAGCUCCCCAAUGGCGCGCUCCAAAACCCUAACGGCUGGCCUCUUCACCAUGAUGUUCCUCGCUCCAUCCAUCCUCGCCGCCGAUCCAGACCCUCUCCAGGACUUCUGCGUGGCCGACCUCGACAGCGAGGUCUCGGUGAACGGGUACCCAUGCGUGCCCACAUCGGAGGCCGGCGACGACUUCCUCUUCUCGUCCAGGCUCGCCACGGCCGGCAACACGUCCACCCCGAACGGCUCCGCCGUGACACGGCUGGACGUGCAGGGGUUCCCCGGCACCAACACGCAGGGCAUCUCCAUGAACCGCGUCGACUUCGCGCCGGGCGGAAUCAACCCGCCGCACGUCCACCCUCGCGCCAGCGAGAUCGGCAUGGUGACGAGAGGCGAGCUCCUCGUCGGCAUCAUCGGCAGCUUCGAAUCCGGGGAGAGGCUCUACUCCAAGGUGGUGCGCGCCGGGGGGACGUUCCUCAUCCCGCGUGGCCUCAUGCACUUCCAGUACAACGUCGGCGCGGAAGAGGCCUCCAUGUUCGUCUCCUUUAACAGCCAGAACCCCGGCAUCGUCUUCGUGCCAGUAUCACUCGUAGGCUCAAACCCGCCCAUCCCGACGCUGGUGCUCACCAGGGCGCUCCGGGUGAACGCCUCCGUGGUGGAGCUUCUCAAGUCUAACUUCGCCAGCGGGUCUUACUUCAUUCCUAGGACCGUGGAAUAAUCUGUAUUAAUUCAGUUCGAUGUAUGUGCAUGCGUGCUUGCCCCAGAAGUUGUAUGCAUAGCUGAUUAAGCUUCUGGUGAAGGUAUCGUCCUGUUCUAAUAAGAUUGAAUAAUCUCGCCGUUCUGAGUUC
Lolium perenne is the source of this 892-nucleotide messenger RNA. RefSeq names its product oxalate oxidase GF-2.8. The record is from RefSeq and is a predicted model, not a curated record. Gene Ontology annotation, molecular function: manganese ion binding. NCBI's taxonomy places the organism in Eukaryota, Viridiplantae, Streptophyta, Magnoliopsida, Poales, Poaceae.